Messenger RNA from Oncorhynchus kisutch (coho salmon), 2961 nucleotides. RefSeq names its product zinc finger CCHC domain-containing protein 24. Gene Ontology annotation, molecular function: zinc ion binding; nucleic acid binding. The record is from RefSeq and is a predicted model, not a curated record. The transcript is spliced from 4 exons. Bases 331 to 1050 code for a protein of 239 amino acids. Lineage: Eukaryota; Metazoa; Chordata; Actinopteri; Salmoniformes; Salmonidae.
UCACAAUGAAGCACUCCAAUAACCGAGAGAGAAUAUGCAAUGAGCUGAUCUCAUCCCAGCUGUGGUCUACGGUGAGUGGAGAUGGGCUACAGAGUGGAGUCCACAUAUAUUUUGACUGGCACACACGUUUUACCCUGUCAUGCCUUCAUCACGGUUCUCCCGUGACCGUGAAUGCAAGGAUUUUUUUUUUAUCAGUUUAAAGAGGUCGAAAGGAUUUCUUUUUGUAUCAGGUUUAGGUGAUUUGGUUUUGGUAGCCUAAUUCUGCAGCAAUAACUCCGGAGGCGCUUUAACUUCCAAGACGCGCUGUGCGUUCCUCUUCCAAAGAUCAACAUGAUGUCUGCCAUAGAUACGGGUACAUCUGUGUACCAACCAGCACAACUACUGAACUGGAUCUAUAUGUCUCUACAAGACUCCCACCAGACCAAUGACUUCGAAGCGUUCAGACCGGAUUCUGAGAGUUCUCCACCGGACGAGAACAACUACAAACAGCGGUCUGCUGCUGCUGUCGACCUGAGCUCUGCGCUCAACUCAAACUAUCUUAACAAUUUCUUGCAACUUCAGAGAAAUGAGGCCUUAAACAACCAUUUGUAUAGAAGGUCCUCUCCUUACGGCUCACUCAGCAACAUCGUAGACGGCCUGAGUUCUCUGACGGACCACUUCUCUGACCUCUCCGUCUCCUCUGAGUCACGCAAACCCAGCAAGCGACCUCCGCCCAACUACCUGUGCCAUCUCUGCUUCAACAAAGGACACUACAUCAAAGACUGCCCGCAGGCUCGGCCGAAAGGGGAAGGCCAGACCCCAUAUCAGGGCAAGAAGAGAUGUUUCGGGGAAUACAAGUGCCCUAAAUGCAAGAGGAAGUGGAUGAGUGGGAACUCCUGGGCCAACAUGGGACAAGAAUGUAUCAAGUGCCACAUCAACGUUUACCCUCACAAGCAGAGACCUCUGGAGAAACCUGAUGGGUUAGAUGUUUCAGACCAGAGCAAGGAGCACCCACAGCACCUGUGUGAAAAAUGCAAGGUCCUCGGGUACUACUGUCGUCGCGUGCAAUAAUAACCUGUCGUUAUCUGGCCGCAAGUUCAUGGAGUUGCCCUCUAGACACUGAUCUUGGGUCAGUUUAGCAUUUUCUACACUAAUGUUUAAGGUCGGGUCUGGGGGAGGGGAAGCUGAUCCUAGAUAUCUACCUACAGUAGGGUAAACUUCACCCCGAAGUCAAGUUCACUUCCCUGGUUCAUUUCCCUGGCCUGUAGUUGACUUCCCUGGCCUGUAGUUGACUUCCCUGGUUGACUUCCCUGGCCUGUAGUUGACUUCCCUGGUUGACUUCCCUGGCCUGUAGUUGACUUCCCUGGCCUUAAGUUGACUUCCCAGGUUCACUUCCCUGGCCUGUAGUUGACUUCCCUGGUUCACUACCCUGGCCUUUAGUUGACUUCCCUGGCCUGUAGUUGACUUCCCUGGUUCACCUCCCUGGCCUUUAGUUGACUUCCCUGGCCUGUAGUUGACUUCCCUGGCCUUAAGUUGACUUCCCUGGUUCACUCCCCUGGCCUUUAGUUGACUUCCCUGGCCUGUAGUUGACUUCCCUGGCCUGUAGUUGACUUCCCUGGCCUUAAGUUGACUUCCCUGGCCUUUAGUUGACUUCCCUGGCCUUUAGUUGACUUCCUGGCCUUUAGUUGACUUCCCUGGCCUUAAGUUGACUUCACUGGUUAACUUCUUUGGCCUUAAAUUGACUUCCCUGGUUCACUUCUUUGGCCUUAAAUUGACUUCCCUGGUUCACUACUUUGGCCUUAAGUUGACUUCCCUGGUUCACUUCUUUGGCCUUAAGUUGACUUCCCUGGUUCACUUCUUUGGCCUUUAGUUGACUUCCCUGGUUCACCUCCUUGGCCUUAAGUUGACUUCCCUGGUUCACUUCUUUGGCCUUAAGUUGACUUCCCUGGUUCACUUCCCUUUGCCUUAAGUUGACUUCCCUGGUUCACUUCCCUGGCCUGUAGUUGACUUCCCUGGUUCACUUCCCUGGCCUGUAGUUGACUUCCCUGGUUCACUUCCCUGGCCUUUAGUUGACUUCCCUGGUUCACUUCCCUGGCCUUUAGUUGACUUCCCUGGUUCACUUCCCUGGCCUGUAGUUGACUUCCCUGGUUCACUUCCUUGGCCUGUAGUUGACUUCCCUGGUUCACUUCCCUUUGGCCUUAAGUUGACUUCCCUGGUUCACUUCCCUUUGCCUUAAGUUGACUUCCCUGGUUCACUUCCCUUUGCCUUAAGUUGACUUCCCUGGUUCACUUCCCUUUGCCUUAAGUUGACUUCCCUGGUUCACUUCCCUUUGCCUUAAGUUGACUUCCCUGGCCUGUAGUUGACCUCCCUGGCCUGUAGUUGACUUCCCUGGUUCACUUCCCUGGCCUGUAGUUGACUUCCCUGGUUCACUUCCCUUUGCCUUAAGUUGACUUCCCUGGCCUGUAGUUGACCUCCCUGGCCUGUAGUUGACUUCCCUGGUUCACUUCCCUGGCCUGUAGUUGACUUCCCUGGUUCACUUCCCUUUGCCUUAAGUUGACUUAACCCUCCAGUGGUUAAUGAAGAGUUGCCGCUCAUCUAAUGUGUUGUGUAUAUCUCAGUAAAAUAGGCCUGAUCAACCGUCAAUAAUCUGUUGUUAUUGUUAUUAUGUUUAUAAAAAACAUUUUUGACCUGUUUCGCUGUUCCCUACAUGUGUGAAUCGGGGACAAUUCCAUUUCACUUAAGUCUUGUCAGGAUUCAAUUACUUCCUGAAUUGAAGUGGAAUUGAUCCCAAACCUUGUGUGUGUUGUGUGUUUUAUGAUGUAGUAGCUCCUGUCUACCUACCCAAUGUUAAGCUGUACCUCUAGGCUUUUCUUCAUACCAUGAACAAGCAUGCUUUGUCCUGAUGUUGUCCGCAUUCUUAUUGUGCUGACAUUUUCUGAAAAUAUGUCUACAACAUGGUAUUAAAAAUGUAUCAUAUCCGUC